GCAGGAUGGGAGCUGUCUUUGAUGGUCUUCUUUGCCCUGCUAAGGCAGCGGGAGGUGUAGAUGUCCAUCAGGGAGGGGAGAGGGCAGCCAAUGAUCCUCUGCGCUGUCCUGGUUACCCUCUGAAGCCUCUCCCUGUCUGCCAUGGUGCAGCUGCCAUACCAUGCUGUAAUGCAGUAUGUCAGCAGGCUCUCGAUGGACGAGCGGUAGAAGGUCAGCAGCAGGUUAGAGUCCAGGUUGUGCUUCCUGAGGACUCUCAGGAAGUGCAGCCACUGCUGAGCCUUCUUGAUGACCGCUGUCGUGUUGUCCGUCCAGGAGAUGUCAGCAGCGAUAUGGACACCGAGAAACCGGAAGGUGUUGACCCUCUCCACACACUCGCCGUUGAUGUGUAGGGGGGCAUCAAAUUGUCCCUAGUGUGUGCAGGAUAGUGUUGAUGUGCGGGGAUCGCUGGUCGGUGCGGGCUAGGUUGAUCGAAGGGCCGGUUUUUGUGCUGUAUCUCUAAACUAAAAACUAAAACUAAAACAAACGUCUUCUCUCUUUCAGGAUAUUAAUAAUAUUCUUGGCCGGUGUGAAAACAUGCAGUUCCAGAGGGCCGCCAGAGUUUCCAUUGACCUCAGGCAAGAUGAUUUCAGCGGCCCCUUUCAGUUCAACCUGUGGAAACGGAUGCUGAAGCUAAUUAAUCCAGUCCCAAUCAAACUGAAGCUGAAUCCGGACACUGCGCAUCCGAGACUCAUCCUGUCCAGUGACCUAACAGCCAUCAGACUUGGUGCUAAACAGAAGGUCCCUGACAAGCCAGAGCGAUUUGUGCAGUGGCACGGUGUCCUGGCAUCUCAGGGCUUCAAUACUGGGAGCCACUACUGGGAGGUCGAGGUCGGAAGGAACACCAUGUGGAGUGUGGGAGUGGUAAAAGCAUCGGUAUUGAGGAAAGCGGGAGUUCACACCGGAACCAAAAUCUGGUGCCUGGUUAUUGUGGCGUCUGGGAGAGGAAUAUACCACUAUGUCUUCACCACGUACUGCCCUACCUGUUCCAGUCAAACCCCAGAGAUUGGGCAUCUACCUGAACUAUGAGGCUGGCCAGGUGACACUGUACAAUGCUGAUGACAUGUCACAUCUGUACACUUUCAGGGACAAAUUCACUGAGAAACUCUAUCCUUUCUUCUUAACGGGUUGCAAAAUUGAUUCAUUGCAAAUAGUCCACGUGAAUAUAUAGGUUUAUUUGGUUUAUCCUGCAACCAACCUUUAUGGGGAGACAGUUGGGACGGGCCUACUUCCAGCGGUUAUCAAUGUUAAUCAGCGAGUCCAACACUGAUAAGUCGUUCCAACACCAUCUCUACCUGUAAACUAUUAUUAAUAGUGUUUAACUCCAUAUAUCUACUAGAUGGCCGGGGGACCCAUUGGAUCCCUGUCACACGAAAGUCCCAUUCCGCCAACGCAAUAUUCCACCACACUGCGCAUGCACGCCUGACGGGCCCGCACUGUGCAGGCGCGACUGCCGCAUUCAAAGUUGUGCCGUUGACGGCAGAAAUUAAGUUAAAGUUAAUAAAGUGAAUAGAGAACCCGUGGAGCAGCUUGUAAAAUAGAACAAAACUUACUUGUGGAGACGUUGGGUCUCCGUUGUGAGGCCAGGCAAAUGCAAACAAAGUAAUUGGGAUGUCAAGAUGGCGGCGGGCCAGCUGCGCAGGCACAUUGUGACGUCGAACGUGACUGACGGGCAGGGCAAGUGGGAAAGUGGUUUAGAUCCCAUUGUGAUGUCUUUGUGACGUCGAACACGGCUAAUGGGCAGGGCAAGUGGUAAAGUGUUUUUUGUACAUUUUAAAAUGUCAAUAACUUAUAAAAUAUAACAUAAAUCUGAAUGAAACUUGUUUCAUUUACAUCGCAGGACAAUGGUGAAUAAGGUGGGCCAAAAAUUGGAGGCCUAUUUUUCUCAACUUAAAUAUGCACAAAAUUCUGGAAUGCAGAUAAAAGAGCAGCAAAUCUAUAGGCUUCAAAGCUAAUUAUUAGAAGUUAACGUGAAGGAGACUUCACAGGCUAGUUAAAAGAAGGCUUUGAAGCCAAUUAUAAAAAGUUAAUGUGAAGAACUCUUUUAGAAUGUCUGAUAUUGAGGUUACUAUGUUCAUAAGUGUGUGUGUACGGGUGAUCACAAGUUGGCAUGAACUCUAUGGGCCGAAGGGCUUGUUUCUGUGCUGUAUCAUUCAAUUCAAUUCAAUAAAUCAUCUUUAACUUAUUCUAGGUUUUGUCCAAAUGAAUCAUUGGCGGCACAGUGACGCAGCGGUAGAGUUGCGGCUUUAUAGCGCCAGAGAGCCAAGUUUAAUCCUGACUAUGGGUGCUGUCUGUGUAGAGUUUGUACAUUCGAAUAUUCGAAAAAUAGAAUUUUUCGAAGAUGUAACUAGUAGAGUGGAGAACCAGUGGAUGUGUUAUAUCUGGACUUCCAGAAGGCUUUCGACAAGGUCCCACAUAAGAGAUUAGUUUACAAACUUAAAGCACACGGUAUUGGGGGUUCAGUAUUGAUGUGGAUAGAGAACUGGCUGGCAGACAGGAAGCAAAGAGUAGGAGUAAACGGGUCCUUUUCACAAUGGCAGGCAGUGACUAGUGGGGUACCGCAAGGCUCAGUGCUGAGACCACAGCUAUUUACAAUAUAUAUUAAUGAUUUGGACGA
Messenger RNA from Leucoraja erinaceus (little skate), 2653 nucleotides. Its product is annotated as E3 ubiquitin-protein ligase TRIM69-like. Bases 574 to 1065 code for a protein of 163 amino acids. The record is from RefSeq and is a predicted model, not a curated record. The transcript is spliced from 3 exons. NCBI's taxonomy places the organism in Eukaryota, Metazoa, Chordata, Chondrichthyes, Rajiformes, Rajidae.